Messenger RNA from Arachis stenosperma, 1380 nucleotides. RefSeq lists its product as uncharacterized. Lineage: Eukaryota; Viridiplantae; Streptophyta; Magnoliopsida; Fabales; Fabaceae. Bases 1 to 1380 code for a protein of 459 amino acids. The record is from RefSeq and is a predicted model, not a curated record. The transcript has 3 exons.
AUGGAGAACAAUAUAUUGAGGAGAGUGAGCAGUAUAGUGUACCGAAAUCCGGUUAUAGUUUUUGGUGGUUUAAUACAGUUUGAUAUCAUGCCGAUCACUGACGAGAAGAGUAUGCAAAAUAUGUUCCAGAUUCACCGGCAAACUCAAAUGCGACAGCCACAUAUUGAGUUGUAUGUUGAGUUUGAAGAGGUAGAGGCAGAUGAGAUUGAAAAUGAUUUAGAUAUAGAGGAUGAUAGAGCUGCAAUGUACGAAGGAAUGAAUAGUGACAAUAAAGAGGACUUCGAAGCCACUUAUGAAGCUAGUGAUGAAGACGAGGAUGGUGAUGUGGGAGUCGAAGCAGAAGUGAAGAAUGUGGUGGUUCACCCUGCAGUCAGUCAACCGAUGAACGUCCCACCUUUUAUGCGUAAUUUGGAUCUUGACGUGAUGAAUGCACCAGAAUUUUCGGAAUAUGCAAACAUAGGUGUUGCUGAUCCUGAGGACGGAGAGUUCAGGAUAGGAAUGGAGUAUAGUUCUAGAAAGUCUGUCGUCACAACAAUCAGAAGUUACACUAUCUCUAGAGGAGUCGACUACAAUGUUUAUGAGUCCGAACCAUUGACAUUCUAUGCAAAAUGCAAGUUGUAUGGGCGUGGGUGCGACUGGCUUAUCCGAGCCAGUUUGAUAAGGAAAAAAGGUUGUUGGGAGAUACGGAGAUACAACGGCAGGCACACAUGCACCAUGGGAACGAUUUCACUGGAUCAUUCCAAGUUAGAUUCGGACACAGUUGCUGAGGCUAUAAGGCCGUUGGUUGAGAGUGACCCGUCCAUCAAGGUCAAAUCUAUAAUUGCGGAAGUCCAGUCAAGGUUUAACUACACCAUUAAUUACCGAAAGGCUUGGUUGGCAAAGCAGAAAUCCAUAGCCAAAGUUUUCAGUGGUUGGGAGGAUUCUUAUCAAGCUUUGCCAUGGUGGCUCUCGGUCAUGACUCAGAAGAUGCCUGGCUCAAUAGUCCAAAUAGAAAUACGACCACUGUACAACGGGACUGAGGAGGCGGAUGGUAACAUUGUGCCUAUCGCCUUUGCCCUGGUGGAGGGCGAGACAACUGAUGCGUGGCACUUCUUGCUAAGGAAUCUACGAAGGCAUGAUGUUAGAUCAGACGGUGUAGGUAUGAUCUCAGAUCGACAUGAGUCAAUCCAGGUAGCAGUAAAUCAUUCCGGUGGUGAUUGGCAACCUCCGAGAACAUGGUGGAUGUUUUGUACAAGGUACAUCGGUAGCAACUUCUUAAGGGCAUUCAAAGUACCACACUUGCAAAAACUUGUUGUCAACAUAGGAUAUUCAAGGACAGUGGAGGAGUACAACAUCAAUUACAAGAGGCUGGAAGAGCGAGGCGAGGCAUAUGCCCGGUAG